CAGUCCUCCAAUCGUUCUGGAGAACACUUCCAAUGUUCACACUGCAGGUACUAAUACCCAAACUGACCCAGCUCUGAGUCCUCCUGCUGCUCAUGGCACAGAGCAUCUGGAGACCAACACGUCGCACGAGCUGGAAGAGCAGGAUCCCAGCCCCCCUGCCAUCACAGGCACAGAUAGCAGCGCGAGCAGCAAAGACCCCGAGGACAUCCCCACCUUUGAUGAGUGGUCGCGCAAGAUGAUGGAGGUGGAGAAUGGAAAGACUCGGUCUACUCAUACUUCUAACAAUGGGGCUCCUCCUGUGGUGAAGAAAGUCCAGAAGAACUUCAAUAACUACGCCUCAGUGGAGUGUGGAGCUAAGAUCCUUGGCUCUAACCCAGAAGCAAAGGUACUGUGUGUGUAUAAAGGAAAUAGGGUCAGCAGGAAAUCCGGUUAUGUGUCCUGAUUAAAGAACACGGAAACAUACUUUUCAAGUUAUGGUGAUUUAUAUAGGAUGUCGUUUGAACAAUGAUACAAUAAGGGAAGUAAAUGCAAGAAAUUACAAUUCAAUAAUUUUACACAACUAUGUAAAUAUAUAGAUAGAUAGAUGUAAUUACAAAGUUACAAUGAACUGGUAGCAUACUGCUCUCCAUUCGGUUUACAAGCCAUUGCUAACAGAUAUAUGAAAGGUUACCAAACAAUCACUAGGACUUUACAGGAUUACAGAGUAGUGCAGAGAUGAAAGAUUUUUGUAGGCCGACCCGGAAGUGAGCAUCACAAGGGCUCC
Messenger RNA from Notothenia coriiceps (black rockcod), 763 nucleotides. RefSeq names its product SUN domain-containing ossification factor-like. The record is from RefSeq and is a predicted model, not a curated record. The annotation marks the transcript as partial. The transcript is spliced from 3 exons. Gene Ontology annotation, cellular component: membrane; cytoplasm. Gene Ontology annotation, biological process: regulation of bone remodeling; protein folding in endoplasmic reticulum. Lineage: Eukaryota; Metazoa; Chordata; Actinopteri; Perciformes; Nototheniidae.